This is a messenger RNA of Gopherus flavomarginatus (Mexican gopher tortoise), 523 nucleotides long. It is a transcript of the gene TMEM258, whose product is annotated as transmembrane protein 258. Bases 115 to 354 code for a protein of 79 amino acids. The transcript has 4 exons. The record is from RefSeq and is a predicted model, not a curated record. Gene Ontology annotation, cellular component: membrane-bounded organelle. Gene Ontology annotation, biological process: protein N-linked glycosylation. Lineage: Eukaryota; Metazoa; Chordata; Testudines; Testudinidae.
GACUACAACGCCCGGGCGGCCGCGCGCUUCCCGCUUCUUCCGCUUCCAGGGCAGCGGGGGCGACCGGAGGAGACGUGUCCUUCCGUGGCCGCCGGCGGAGGGGAGAGCGGCGCGAUGGAGCUCGAGGCCAUGAGCAGAUACACCAGCCCGGUGAACCCGGCUGUGUUCCCGCACCUCACCGUGGUGCUGCUGGCCAUUGGCAUGUUCUUCACUGCCUGGUUCUUCGUCUAUGAAGUGACUUCCACUAAGUACACACGGGACAUCUACAAGGAACUGCUUAUCUCUUUGGUGGCUUCACUUUUCAUGGGCUUUGGAGUUCUCUUCUUGCUGUUGUGGGUCGGUAUCUAUGUGUGACACUAAGCCAGGGACCUAUUCUAGAUUCCAGGUGGAAGACCUCACAGAAGCUCCAUCUUUUUUCUACUUUUGUACUUUAAGGAUAUGGCCCAUCAUAGAUGCGGACUCUGUGUCCUGCCAAGUGACAUCACCUCAAGCGUGAAUAAAGCUGGUUCUGUGAUGUAGCAAA